This is a messenger RNA of Verruconis gallopava, 2938 nucleotides long. RefSeq lists its product as uncharacterized. Gene Ontology annotation, biological process: DNA-templated transcription; positive regulation of transcription by RNA polymerase II. The record is from RefSeq and is a predicted model, not a curated record. Gene Ontology annotation, molecular function: sequence-specific DNA binding; zinc ion binding; DNA-binding transcription factor activity, RNA polymerase II-specific. The coding region runs from base 100 to 2568 and encodes 822 amino acids. Lineage: Eukaryota; Fungi; Ascomycota; Dothideomycetes; Venturiales; Sympoventuriaceae. The transcript is spliced from 4 exons.
AUCUGAUUGUUCACCUGCAGCCGUGGUCGAAUGAUGCCGGCUUGCGCAGGCUCACCACACGAAAUUUGAAGACCUGCUGGCCCUUGAUAUACAGCCGACAUGGCAGAGAACGUCGCUGCCCGGACGGCAGUCAGUCCGCGAAGACCAAUGCACAUCAAGCGUGAGGGGACCGCGCCCGCGGGGCCCUCGUCCGACUCGCCUCGAAUUGCGCACACCUUGACUGCCUGCUGCCGAUGCAGAACGCGAAAGACACGAUGCGACCCAGGCCUGCCGCGCUGCGGGCCUUGCGAGCGCACAAACUCGCACUGCGAAUACUUCGAUCAGUCCAAAGGCACAAAGAUACCCCGAAAUUAUGUCGUCCACCUGCAGCACAAAGUGCGCGAGCUUGAACGCCGGCUAGAAGAGCUUGAGAAGGAUGACCUGGAGCCAGAGCCGGAGGAGAUGGUGCGCCACGGUGCGCGCGUUCACAUCCAGGAAGACGACGAGUCGAAGUUCCUCGGCCCAUCCAGCGGCAUCGCGAUAACGCGCCUGGUGAUGCAACUGGCAAAGCAGUUCACAGACUCAUCGAGUAUCACCCAAAUCGUGGACCAGCAGCAAGCUGCGCACAUCAAAGAGCAGUUCAAGCAGGAAGAAGAAAAACCGACGUCCAAGGUGUAUCCGCUGAUAAGCGACGUCGCCGCCGAGGAAUUACCCCAGCGAAAUCUCACCAACUUGCUGGUCGAGUUGUUCAACCUCAAAGUCAUGGCCAUGUAUCCUUUCUUCCAUGAGCCCACGCUUGCGCAAGACGUCGAAGAUGUCUACAACAACACCGAUGAUCCGUUCAAGAAUUUUGCCGUUCGCAUGAUCAUCGCAGUCAGUCUUCAACGAAUGGACACGCAGUAUGCCGGCUUGGCAGACAGCUAUUAUCUUGCUGCGCUCAAAUACAUGGAAGCUGCGAUCAAACCCAUGAACGUGCAGACAAUCCAGUGUUUCAUGCUCAUUGGAGCCUAUUCGCUGCUGACACCAACCAGGACUGCCGUUUACUAUGUCAUUGGCCUGGCAGUGAGACUGGCACAAGCUCUAGGGCUUUGCGAGGAAAGGACGCUGUCACUGCCUCUGAACGGGAAAGAGCCCAACGCAAUCGAAUUGGACAUGAGAAGACGCAUCUUCUGGAGUGUGGUCAACAUGGACUACGGCCUAGCACAUAGCUUGGGACGCUCUUCGUGCUUUGCCACUCUUCAGCAGCACAUUGACGUGAAAUGGUACGAAACUGUCGACGAUCAGUUCAUCACCCCUCAAGGCGUGAAGCCCGGCGCACCAGGAUCGCUAAAGAAGUGGAUUUCGAUCCAUUUUCACAAAAUGCGGCUGCAUCAACUAGAAAUCCGGAGGAAGUUGUAUCAGCGAAAACGAGAAACGCCAAAAGACGAGAAUGACCCGUGGUUCAUAGAGAUGGAACGCAAAAUCACCGAAUGGAAGGACGCAAGCCCUGAGACUGAUGUGGGCACCGGUCUAGACAAAGCUUGGUUUGUUGGUCGCUAUAACACAAUGAUCGCCAUGAUGUUCCGACCGACGCCACAAAUACCACGACCAACGCCGAGGGCGGCUAUGCGAUGCUACGAUGCCGUCGUGUCAAACAUCUAUAUGCAUCGAGCGCAGAUUCAAGCCCGUAAUGUCGACAUGACUUGGAUCUUCACGCAGGCGAUUUUCAUGACAAUCAACACCAUACUUUGGACGCUCUCGUAUUACGAGGUACGCGUCGCUCACCCGAAGGAACAAGUCCAGGCUCACCUUGACGUAGCUUUGGAAUGCACCAAGCAAGCUAUUGAAAGGUGGCCAGGUGUUGCAUCCGCCAUCGAGCUCUAUGGCAACUUGAUCAAGGCCUGCAUGAACAUUUACGAGAAAGACGGAGAUAUUCCCAUCGCUGCAGGAUCUCCCCCAGAAGCUGGUCCUGAUGAUCGCUCUCAAACAACGAGCCCCGUCUUCCAAACACUUGUGCCAGACAUGACGGCCGUCAAGCAGCAACCGUCGCCGGAAGAAAGGAAUGUCGCACCGUUUGGUUUCGUGCCGGACCAGACAACUUUCCGUUCCCCAUCGCAAUCGCAAAAUAUGAACCCGCCUGAUCGCAUGGGCCGAAUGAGCAUCAUAUCGGAAGGGUCAACGUCGAACCAACUCCUAAACGGACGCACGUCCACCGGCUCAUUUGGCAAUGUUUCUCAAUACUCUUUCGACGCAACCUUUGAUCCCUCGCGGUACACAAAUCCCCUGCCAGAAAAUUUCACGAAUUUCAACUGGAACCCAAGUUUCAACCUCACCACGGGAGGUGCGGCGGCCAACAUUCCGGCCUUGUCGCCUUUUGAUCAGCCAGCCUCGGGAAUGAACAACCUAAGCAUGGCACUUCAGGCGCCUGUGCAGUACUCCGACUACCUGUACCCACCUUCCUCUUUCGACAUUGACCGAACCGCCUCGGGGCUGAAUCAACAACAGCAUUCCGAAUUGAUGCACAACCUCGAGACACAAGGCACAGGCCAGAUUCAGCACAUGAUCAAUGCUUCUCAAGCAUUCUUAUACCCCCAUGGACGAGGCUACUGAGCUGUCUGGCACUGCUCGUUUCUUUCGCUCGUUCUUGCUAGCAAAUUCUGUUUCCCAAGAUAAUACCGUCACCCAUGGUGGUCUCUUGCCGACAAACACAUAGCAUUUGCAAACAAUAUUUCUGUUUUCUAGGUUGUCUCUUCUUUCUGAGUGGAACGGCGUUCGCUCUAUCCUAAACAUUGUAUUGAGUUUGCGUGUGCAUCUUAGCGUGGAGGAAAUGACUCGGAAUGAUCUCAAGAAGUGGACACGAAUUGAUGGACUUCAUGUACGAUCAGAUAUCUUCAAAGCAACACCAGUUGAUCUGGUUAUACAUGAGAAGGAAUUUUAUCAUACACCGUAGUUUCUCUAUCAAAAAGCUAGUAUUCGCUCA